AUGGCCUCCAUUUUACCGCGGGUCAGUCGCGAUGUCCGGAGUUCCAGACUCGCCGCGAAAUUGCACGGGCGGAGCGCCUGUCCCUCAAUCGCUGACCCGUGAACCUCUUGAUUCGUACAGCUCACUACGCACCUUGCCAUUGCUGGCGGAACCUCUUCUUUCUUGCUCCAGAGGCAAACCAUACAUGCCGAAGACAAGGAUGCUGAGCUCGCACCCGCAGCCACCUCUCGCCGAGCCACUGUAAGUCGACUGACGGUGUAUGGCGAUCCUUAAGGUGUCCACGUCCGUAUCACAAUAUGGCAAAUGACGUUCGAUCCGACUCGGUCAUUGCUCCACAGCAGAUGGCGAUCUACGACAAGGUUCCCGUGCCCCCCACACUACUGCCAGCACAUAUGCCCCUGCAAGACGAAGUAGCUCAGGCACGCCGAUGGUUGCAGACAUCCUAUGCUCAACUCCACGCCCAGGUUCGCAAGGGAGCUCGUACUUGGAUCAAAUGGGAGGGAAAAGGCGAGGGUCAGUUCCAUCAAAGUUUGCAGCUACCCGCGUCGGGCCGACCUGGAGCUCACGCGUAACAUCGACGCCGACUGUUGGGCAGCGCAAAUGAAGUCGAUGAUUGCUCCGGACGAGACGCUUGUGCCGGGGGGACUAUAGUAUGUGCCGCAUCCUGUCCUCUGUCAACGUCAUUCACGAAUAGUCUCUACAGGACUUACAUAUCGAUCCCUGUCCCGCUCGGAUGACAGCAUCACCAUCGCAACACUGACUGGGUCGAUCCUCGCACGCAAUCGUGGGUCAUACCAGAGAAUUGAUUGAUCAGGCUUCCCCGCAGCGCUCAUCACUCCGUGUAUCUUGCUGAUAUGUUGCAGGUAGCCUCAUGUUACGAUUAGCUCUCCCUGGCAUGCUUUUCGGUGGGGGGCUGGCGUACUUUCUUCCUAAGACCGCCGCCGAGAUCAGUGCUCAGCUGCAAGUUGUUCAGCAAAGACGUGCCCCCGCCCUCUCACAUCCACUGCUUACGAUUAUGGGCAAAGGUCAGAGCCAUUCAUAG
Messenger RNA from Microbotryum saponariae, 1042 nucleotides. Lineage: Eukaryota; Fungi; Basidiomycota; Microbotryomycetes; Microbotryales; Microbotryaceae. The record is from the annotation of a GenBank genome assembly.